Molecule: messenger RNA, 3983 nt
Organism: Chaetomium fimeti
Lineage: Eukaryota; Fungi; Ascomycota; Sordariomycetes; Sordariales; Chaetomiaceae
Exons: 8
Coding region: 96-3533 (1145 amino acids)
Molecular function (GO): protein binding
Source: RefSeq, a predicted model, not a curated record
AUUUCGGCCUUGGUGUUGCGACCCAAUUUGAUACCAAAAGUGACUGUUCACAUUCGACGGCGGCACGACGCAGCAUUCCAACUCCGUAACCAAAGAUGAGGCGGACCAAGGGGCUGAUGAAGCGGCUCCUGCCAAUGCGGAAAGCUGAAUCGGGAGACGAAGAUGACGGAGAGCUGCCGAAGCGUUUGCUCAAAGAGGCUUUCCCUACUGGCAUCAAAGCGUUUUGCAGCCCCGAAGGUAGCACUGUGGAUGUCAUCUUCGUCCACGGCCUGACUGGCAGUCGUAUCAACACAUGGACCGCCCGAGACGAGACCGAACCGUGGCCGCAAACCCUCCUCCCGUCCGUACUUACGACAGCCCGGAUCCUGACGUUUGGUUAUGACGCAUCUGUGACCGACUGGCGGGGGAUGGUGUCGCAGAAUCGGAUCGCAAACCACGCGUGGAAUCUGCUGACUUCCCUUGCAACAUAUCGAGAGAACGAUGACACAAACGAACGACCCAUCAUUUUUGUUUGCCAUAGCCUGGGGGGCCUGGUCUGCGAAGACACCUUGGUCACGUCAAGACAACGAUCGGAGCCGCAUCUCCAGAAUAUCCUCAAUUCAACGCGCGGUAUCAUUUUUAUGGGAACGCCGCACCAUGGAGCUGGCCUUGCGAAAUGGGCCGAGCGCCUCUCCCGAUCCAUCGGUCUUGUCAAGCAGACGAAUUCCGAAAUCGUGGAAGUACUCAGGCGUGAUUCCGAGGUCCUUGCGCGGAUCCAGGACAGCUUUCACACCAUGGUGAUGGCGCGCGGUAAGGAAGGACUGCCGCCAAUCGAGAUCAGCUGCUUCUACGAGGAAUUGCCUCUGCCCGGAGUUGGUUUAGUUGUGCCAAAAGAAUCGGCGAUUUUGCCCGGGUACAUCCCCAUCGGAAUUCACAACAACCAUAGGGACAUGGCCAGGUUCAUCAGCGCAGAGGACCCGGGAUUUUUGGCUGUCUGUGGAGAGUUGCGGCGGUGGAUUAGAGAUAUGGGCGCGGUAGAGAGACGCCAUGCUGGCAAGUCCGUGAAGUCACCGCUCUUGACCAACUCGGAUAUCGGCGAACAGCCUGGUGCAACCCACCAGUCUGGAGACGGAAAUCGUAUGUUCAACAAUUUCGGGGGCUCGCAGAAAUAUAUCCAGGGCGAUAAUUACGAGUCUGGCGGAGGGGUUAUGAAUAUUGGCACGCAUCAACACUUUCAUGCAGCAGAGGCCAAGGUUCCCAAAGCCCAUCGCAUAAUCCCCUUCCCCCGCAACGAGAAUGUGGUUAAUCGUGACCACAUCUUUACCCGACUCGACGCCCUCUUGCCGCCGACGACGUCCGAAUACCACAGCGCCGCCCUCUACGGCCUCGGUGGUUCCGGGAAAACCCAAGUGGCGCUCGAAUACGCCUAUCGCCGGGGCCGCGAGGACCCGACAUGCUCCAUCUUCUGGGUGCACGCUGACAACGAGACGACGUUCGCGCAGGACUACAAGAAAAUUGCAGCGAAGCUGGGCCUUGACAACCUCGAUGGCCAAAAGCUUCUCACAGCCGUGUGCGAGCGGAUCGAGAGCGGGCCGCCAUGGCUACUUGUGCUCGACAACACCGAUGACCUGGCACUGUUCGGCGUCGGCCGGAAAUGUCACAAGACAUCGUCUAAACAGAAAGAGGCAUCGACGGCGGGCUUGUAUGAUUACGUCCCAAAAGCUGGUAGGGGGACGGUGCUCUGGACAAGCCGUGAUGAGCUGAUCGUCGGUACUCUGGUUGGACCGCAGCGAGGGAUCCAGGUCGGCCAGAUGAGCCCCGACGAGGCGAGAGGAUUGCUGGAAACGUCGAGAAAUAGAGAGAUCGGCAGCGAUGAGGUUGCCGACGCCGAGAAACUACUCGAAGAGCUUCAGUGGCUUCCGCUGGCCAUCUCGCAAGCCGGAGCCUACUUGCGGAGGACGUCGACGUUGUUAGGAGAGUACUUGUCCAACUUGACAGAGCGGAAGCAGCGGUGGCGGGUUCUCAGAGAGACGGAAUUUGACCGGCAUCGACGCCACGUACCCAACAGCGUUUUGGAGACGUGGAGCAUAUCGAUCGAACGCAUCCGACGGGAUGACGAGAUGGCGUACAGGAUCCUGCACACCAUUGCGUACGUCAACAACCAGGACAUUCCGUUCGAGAUAAUGAAGGCAGCCGGUCUGUACGACGGCAACGCAGAGGAGGCAGAAGAUCGGGGGAACGAGGAUCGGGUACUGGCAGCCGUCACUCGACUAAAGGAGUUCUCGUUCCUUGGGAUGCGCAGGGAAGGGAGGGAUAGUCGAAGCUACGACAUGCAUAAGCUUGUGCAGGAGGCUACGCGUUAUGGACUCAGCGUCAGGAGGGACUCGGACGACGAAACGUAUUCCUCAAAUGCGGCACUACGGAUUAUAGCGAAGCUCUUUCCCACUGUUUUGAGGGAUUCCAAAGACAACGAAGCAUAUUUCUCGAACGCGGCGCUGCAGAUCAUGGUGAAGCUCUUCCCUCAACCCAAGCCAGAAACAUGGGCAGAAUGCGAAAGGUACAUUGCACAUGCGAUACAAGUGGGCGAGUGGGCCGAGAUCUGUAACAGGAAGGUCGAAGUUUCGUAUUUCUUGGUUCGAGCUGCGGCCUACCUGGACGACUGUGGUAGAUGGAAGGAGGAGGAGUUGGUGGAUGAGAGGGUAUACGAACUACGACAGGACGUUCUCGGGGAGAGGCAUCGCGAUACUCUCAAAUCGAUGCUGAAUAUGGCCGCGACAUACGCUCGGCAGGGUCGGUAUGCUGAGGCUGAGCGGAUCGAGAUGAAGGUGUUGGCGGUACGCCGAGAGGUUCUCGGGGAAAGGCAUCUGGAUACUGUCGACUCGAUGCAGAACCUGGCCGCGACGUACUUUAAGCAGGGUCGGUAUGCUGAGGCUGAGCCGAUAGAGAUGAAGGUGUUGGCGCUACGCCGGGAGGCUCUGGGCGAGAGGCAUCCGGAUACUCUCGCCGCGAUGCUGAACUCGGCCGCGACGUACUCUACGCAGGGUCGGUAUACUAAGGCUGUGCCGAUAGAGGAGAAGGUGCUGGCGCUACGCCGAGAGGUUCUCGGGGAGAGGCAUUUGAGUACUCUCGACGCGAUGGAGAAUGUUGCCAUAACAUACACUCGGCAGGGUCGGUAUACCGAGGCCGAGCUAAUACAGGCGCAAGUUUUUGCGCUACGCCAGGAGGUUCUCGGAGAGCGGCACGCAUAUACACUCACGGCGAUGCAGAAUCUUGCUCUAAUAUAUACUGACCAGGGUCGGUAUACUGAGGCUGAGUCGAUAGAGAUCAAAGUGUUGGCACUACGGCGGGAGGUUAUCGGAGAGAGCCAUCCAGAUACUCUCACAGCAAUGCAUAACCUUGCUAUUACCUGGAACAGUACAGGCCGACACGACGACGCUAUUUCCCUCAUGGACGAAUGCCUACAACUGAGGCGUGUAGUUUUCGGGCUGGAACACUCAUUCACAAAAGAGUCAGAUCGAGUUCUCAACGACUGGAAGGCCGAGCAGGCUACCUAGGUAGCUAGAAGAGUUCUCAUAACAUUGAUGUUCUCGUUGACAUCAUAGAGGCCUUGGGAAUCGGGGUUCGUUAUUCUUUGUCUAGGGCGAUGUUUUAUUUUAUUACUGUAGGUACCUAGCCAAAGUCAAGCACUUUCGACAUAACUUCAAUUCUUUCUCAUUCUCGUUUCAAGUUGUCCAUAGGGCGGUGGAGCAGUCAGCACAUAUGUAGGUACGUACAUACGGUGGUUGGAGGUGAGACACAUCGAAAUGAUGAGAUGUUGAUUCUCCACUAUGUUCUACGCAAUGUCCAUCCUGCAAGACUAGUCCUCGGGUUGAUGGAUGGCGGGCAAUGGGGCGCUGGCACAUCGGGUCCGAUUUGCUCACUGGUGUAAAGCCGGAGGGGUACAUACGUACACACCUGCCGCAGGUUCACAGGCGCCGAGUUAACGAGUUGACCGAUAGAAAAGC